Molecule: messenger RNA, 4021 nt
Organism: Gadus morhua (Atlantic cod)
Lineage: Eukaryota; Metazoa; Chordata; Actinopteri; Gadiformes; Gadidae
Gene: ical1
Product: islet cell autoantigen 1-like
Exons: 14
Coding region: 127-1851 (574 amino acids)
Biological process (GO): regulation of transport
Cellular component (GO): Golgi apparatus
Molecular function (GO): protein domain specific binding
Source: RefSeq, a predicted model, not a curated record
UUCACUGACUCAGAUGAUGACGAUGGUGGCUACAAGAGGAGGCUAGCAGACCUGCAAUGAACAGAUGCUCAGGCUUCACUUCAAACUAAAACCAAGUUCACAGGACAGACCAGCGUUUUGAGCAUCAUGAUGGAGGGGUUGGCCAGUGACAUGCUGGACAGCUCGGUGGUGGCGCGCAUGCAGAAGAAGUUCUGGAAGACCAAGCAGGUGCUCAUCAAGGCCACGGGCAAGAAGGAGGACGAGUACGUGGUGGCCUCGGACGCAGACCUGGACGCCAAGCUGGAGUUCUUCCGCUCGGUCCAGUCCACCUGCACACAGCUCCUCAAGGUGAUCCAGCGCUACCAGCACCGCAUCUCCAGCCUGUCCCAGGAGGAGAACGAGCUGGGUCUGUUCCUGAGGUUCCAGGGGGAACACGACCACACCAGGGCGGGCAACAUGAUGAACGCCACCAGCCAGGCCCUGUGCACCUCCGCCAAGAAGAGGCUGGCCCUGGGCCCUCCCCUCCAGCGGCUGCAGCAGGAGGUGGAGACGUUCCGGCGGCGGGCCAUCGCCGACACCCUGCUGACGGUGGAGCGCAUGGAGCGCUCGCGCACCGAGUACCGCGGCGCCCUCCUCUGGAUGAAGGACGCCUCGCAGGAGCUCGACCCCGACACCUACAAGCAGCUGGAGAAGUUCCGGAAGAUCCAGUCCCAGGUGCGCGGCACUAAGGGCCAGUUUGACAAGCUGAAGAACGAUGUGUGUCAGAAGGUGGACAUGCUGGGGGCCAGCCGCUGCAACAUGCUGUCCCACUCCCUCUGCACCUACCAGACCACCCUGCUCCAGUUCUGGGAGAAGACGGCCCACACCAUGUCCUCCAUCCACCAGGACUUCCAGGGCCACGUCUCCUACCAGUUCACCACCCUCAAGGCUCUCAGGGACCCUCUGGAGCAGCUCACGGAGAAGGAGGAGAAGGAGGAGAGGGACAACGUGAGAAAGGAGAAGAAAAGGCCUCCGCAGGACCUCGAUGACGACCUGUUGUCCCUGGAUGCCAUCCUGGCCCCGGACAGCGUGUCAGACUACGCCCUGUGCGACCUCGGGGAGGCGCUCAGUGCGGCGGGCCGCUACGACGACGGCCCCGUUCCCUCGGCCGGCGACCUCUCCCUGACCCGCCCCUAUUACCAGGCCGGCCCCGGGGCCCGGGACCCCGCCCGCUCCCCACCGCCCUUCCAGGCCCCGGCCCAGGCUGAAGAUCUGACCGCUUCCUGGGAGUUUGGAGACUUCCACUCGGGCGACCCGCCACACGCGGCCGGUGAUCUGCUGGGGGGCGGCCCGUCCCUCCCAAUAUCCUCCUCGUUGCCGGGGCAACGGGAGGAGGAGGAGGAGGAUGCGAGGCAGCGGGGAGACAUGGACUUCCUGAAGGACCUGCUCAGCCCCGGGCCGGGGGGCGGGGCCGACGAGUUCAGCCGUGAGUGGCAGGACGCCUUCGGCUCCUUCGACUCCCCCAGCCUAAGCCACGCCCCCAACAUGAGCGUUGGCGGGGCCGCCGCCGCCACCCCCGGUUCGGCGGGCGGGGCCGCCCCCUUCGUGUCGGGGCCCGCCCAGAGCCCCCAGAGUCAAGGCUUCCUGCCCUCCCAGCUGCUGGACCACAGCCUGGGGUCGACAGGCUGGUCGACUCCGCCCAUGUUCCAAGCUCCGCCCCUUCAGCCCCCUCCUCUCUCUGGCCUGGAGCAGACUCCUCCACCCGCCCCCAGCUCAGCUCCCAGCGGCGGUUCUAAGGACAUGUCCGCCUGGUUCAACCUCUUCGCGGACCUGGACCCCCUCUCCAACCCGGACGCUAUCGGGCGGUCCGAGGACGAGCUACUCAAGGCCUGAGCCCAACUCUGUCUGUGUGUGUGUGUGCGUUUUCUUCCUUUGUGUAUUUUGGUUGUGGUUGGAAGUGGAAACAAAAUGGAACCGGCCCAGGAAAUACACAAGCAAAGUUAUAUAUUCAGUCUAUUUAUUCUCUAUUCAUGUAUUGUUUUCUCUGCCUGACUCUCUGUCUCUCUGUCUCUGUAUCUCUCUCUCUCUAUCUUUCUCUCUCUCUCUCUACCUCUCUCUCAAACACACCAACUUUAUGUAUGCAGACUGAUGUAUUUGCGUUGCACCUGUCGCAUAAUCCACCUGACACACACACACACAGCAGAGGGAUAGAAUGAAGGAUAAGCCUAACAUCUAAUUGGACGAAAGUUAUGGGACCCCACCCCCUACACACACGAGACUAUUGCCAAUGCAUACAGUGUGUGUGUGUGUGUGUGUGUGUGUGUGUGUGUGUGUGUGUGUGUGUGUGUGUGUGUGUGUGUGUGUGUGUGUGUGUGUGUGUGUGUGUGUGUGUGUGUGUGUGUGUGUGUCCGUGGGUAGGAUGGUUUUAAAGACCUGUUUGCCUUGGAGUUUAAUGUUUGAGUGUCAUGUUUAUAUUGCUUUAAUGUUUUAUUUUGCUGCUGCUGUGUGCCUCUGUAUGGUGUCCGUCUCUGUUACAUCUAAGGGACAUUAGGUGAUAAAGUGGAAACUUUAAUCUUUAUAUAUACUUUUAUUUUGCAAGGCGUCCUACUUUACAUUGGCAAUCGUGAUCAGCAAGGGUGAAAGGCAGAUUCUAGAUGAUACAGUACAUGUACCAUCAAUACCGUUGAAUGAAUGUCUCCACAUGUGUAUUGGAAUCAUCUAUAACAUUAUUUGUCAUCGGAAUACUGCUGUGAUCAAUAUUCAGUCCAAUGUUCUUUAUAGAUGCACAUCGUCUAAAAGGGUAUUUUCACAGAGACCUGAGUACUGAUGCUAGCCUCGUUUCUGGAUUGAGUAAAUGUGUCUUGCUGAUUUACGAACACAGUUCAGUAUACUUUUCUCUUAGUUGUUGAGCCACCUUUAUGGAUGUAUUGCACAGGUCUUCACAACAUUAAAUCAACUUUACCCAGAGCGUACCAAACUGUAAAUCAGACAGGUCAAACACUGUAUUAUGAUGACACUGUUACUUCAGUUUGAUAUUCCACGGCCUCAUCAGCGUUUAUUUAAUCCAUACAUUUAUAUUGCGACCAGAGUUUAACGAUAACGCACUCCUGUAUAGGAACUUAUUUAUCGCUAUAGCGGCAAGCGUCAACGAUACUCCCUAAACCAAUCAUCAGAGCUCUCCUCAACCCUAACUCCCUCUACUGGGGGACUAUGCAGUCAUGUGAACCAACUAACCUACCGAAUUGUCGAAACAAGAGUUUACGGUUUAUUUGUGUGUUGUCGACAACAAAUGCUUAACAAAUUCGAUUUAGAGGAAGUCUAUAUCUUUACGAUCAUCGCUUUAUAAAAAAACUAUGUUGAUUCUUUAAAGGGAGUGAACCCCUUUAAGGUCUUAUCGUAAAUUAAAAUCUAUAUCAGUGUAAUUUUACCAAUGAUGUGCAUUUUAUGGGUUUGAAAAUAAUUUGAUCCGUCACUUACUGUCUGAGUCCUAUUGGGUUAAACAGAAUUUCAGUUACAAUUCCCCCUGUAUUUAGUCCCCUAUAGCCUAUGUAAAAUAAUACAAAGUAAUAUUUCAAACUUGUAUUGAUAUCUCAUUAGUACAUGUUGUCAAUAUUGCAUUAAGAUCUUUGAAAGUAAGACCAAGUUGUAAAUUGUAUGAGUUAAUAAUGAAUGCUUAAACAAUGAUGGAUUUGAUGCUCAAACAUAAGACGGCUGAAAGGCUUUAGUUUUGGGGAGAUUCUGCCUUAUAACAGAUGAGAGAACAUAGAUAUUAGUAUUUUAUACAAACGAUUUCAUUACUGUUUCUGCCAUCACAGGACCCGGCCUGUCAUGCUUACUUUAUCUCAACACAGUCGCCUUUAUUUCAUCUGUAGAAUGUAUGAUGGGAGUGCUGUGUAGCUAUACUAUAGGAUUGCGUGAAAUACUUAAAGCAACGUAUUUCUGUCAAUCAAGCGCAAACCAAUUCAUAUCUCUUCCGCUAUACCUUUUUGAUUCAUCAGAGUUGAAUGUUAAAAUGGUUGAAAUUGUGGCGUUCGGUUUCCAAUAAACUGUAAAAGAAAAUGGU